This is a messenger RNA of Theobroma umbraticum, 1071 nucleotides long. The record is from RefSeq and is a predicted model, not a curated record. NCBI's taxonomy places the organism in Eukaryota, Viridiplantae, Streptophyta, Magnoliopsida, Malvales, Malvaceae.
AUGGACCAGGUUAGUUGUCAUUUUAAUUUACCUCGUUAUUUUGCUGCAUUAUCUCUGCUCCUGAGCUCGUUAUGCUCUUUCUCAAUCUUCCAGUACGAGAAGGUUGAGAAGAUUGGUGAAGGAACCUAUGGCGUUGUUUAUAAGGCUCGAGACCGCACCACCAAUGAAACAAUCGCUUUAAAGAAGAUUCGCUUGGAGCAGGAAGACGAGGGUGUACCUAGCACCGCAAUCAGAGAAAUUUCUCUCUUGAAAGAAAUGCAGCAUGGAAAUAUCGUUAGGUUGCAGGAUGUAGUGCAUAGUGAGAAGCGUCUAUAUUUGGUUUUUGAAUAUCUGGACUUGGAUUUGAAGAAGCACAUGGAUUCAUGCCCAGAAUUUGGGAAAGAUCCACGAAUGAUAAAAACAUUCCUUUAUCAAAUUCUCCGUGGCAUUGCUUAUUGUCAUUCUCAUAGGGUUCUUCACCGAGAUCUAAAACCACAAAAUUUGCUGAUAGAUCGCAGCACCAAUGCACUAAAGCUUGCUGAUUUUGGGUUGGCCCGAGCAUUUGGUAUUCCUGUCAGAACAUUUACACAUGAGGUGGUUACCCUAUGGUACAGAGCACCAGAAAUACUGCUUGGGUCCCGUCAUUACUCUACACCUGUUGAUGUGUGGUCAGUGGGCUGUAUAUUUGCUGAGAUGGUGAAUCAGCGGGCAUUAUUUCCUGGGGAUUCUGAGAUUGAUGAACUGUUCAAGAUCUUCAGAAUCUUGGGUACUCCAAAUGAGGAUAUAUGGCCUGGAGUGACUUCAUUGCCUGAUUUUAAGUCUGCUUUUCCGAAGUGGCCGCCUAAGGUAGCAUUAUUGGCUACAGUUGUCCAAUCUGAAUCAGCUGGCAUUGACCUCCUUCUGUAAUUUCAGAAAAUGCUGUGCAUGGAUCGAGCAAAAGAUACAGCAAGAAGUGCACUUGAGCAGAAUACUCAAGGAUAUGGGUUUGUACCCUAAUAGGGCCAUUUAUCCAUCUUCCUGAGAAGUGUCUAUAUUGAUGUAGCAUCUUGUGGGUUUUGAUUGUGAGAAAUAGUGUGGUCUAUUAUAAGUUUG